Amphibalanus amphitrite is the source of this 2079-nucleotide messenger RNA. Its product is annotated as organic cation transporter protein-like. The record is from RefSeq and is a predicted model, not a curated record. Gene Ontology annotation, molecular function: transmembrane transporter activity. The transcript has a single exon. Gene Ontology annotation, cellular component: membrane. Bases 303 to 1916 code for a protein of 537 amino acids. Gene Ontology annotation, biological process: transmembrane transport. NCBI's taxonomy places the organism in Eukaryota, Metazoa, Arthropoda, Thecostraca, Balanomorpha, Balanidae.
GGAGGGCGGACCGUGCCGGGGCUGUGACAGCGCCGCGCGGGCCCGGCCAGUCCAGUGGCUGGCCCGGACCCGGGCGGGGCGGUCCGGCAGCGGGCUGUGCGCGGCGGACGAGACAGUGGAUUGGAACGAUCAGCACCGAGGAUGAUUCGAACAAGAAAUAUCUGACAACUGCUGAGAAAAGAACAGAAGGAGGAACGCCGACAAACUGUCGAUACUCUGGUAUUACUGUUCCUUGUCAGCAGCAACAGGCUAGUCCUUCAAGUCCUUCUGAAAGUGAGCUUUCUUGCUACUUUCUUUUCACGAUGUCAUACCCGGCAAAGGAUGACCCUGGAGGAGAUCUCGAAAAGCCUCAGUACGAUAGCGAUGGACCGGGCGCCGAAAAGCCUCAAACGAAGCAGCCAUCGGAAGAAAUGUUCGACGACCUCCUGAAUUUGGCCGGUGGCGGCGGGCGUUUCCAAGUGCUUCUGGUUUUCGCCACAUCUCUAGGCGCCCUCACAGCCGCCAUUGACACAUUCUCCAUCGUGUUCAAGAUCGACUCGCCUGACCACUGGUGUGUGCGUGACGCCGCCAACAACUCGCUCUCGUGUGUGCCCACCGAGGCCGGCUGUGAGGCCGAGUCGUGUUUCGUGCCCGGCUCCAACGCCACGGACGGCCCGCGUCCCGCCUGCGUGCAGUGGCAGUUUGACCACAGCGUCUACCAGUCCACGGUGGUGACCGACUUUGAGCUGGUGUGCGGCCGCUCCGUGCUACGCUCGAUGAUAUUCACGGCUCAGAUGCUGACUAGUCUGGUGACGUCCCUGCUUUUCGGUCUGAUCGGCGACUGGUACGGACGGGCUCGCGCUGCCGCCCUGGCCGCCGGCCUCUUCGUUCUGAUGGCGUCCGUGACUGCUGCAACGUCGAAUUAUAACGUCUUCCUCACGGUCGCCUCACUUACGACGGGGGCGCGCAUGGGAAUCUACAUCUGCCUGUUCACGCUGUGCAUGGAGUCGGUGGGCGAGCGGCACCGCUCGGUGGCCGGCCUCGUCUGGGUGCUGCCCUGGGCCGCCGGUAUCAUGCUGACGGCCGCCGCCGGCUGGCUGCUCCGCUCCUGGUGGCAGCUGCAGCUGGUGUGCGCAGCCGCCGGCCUGCUGCUGCUGCCCGGCGUCUGGCUGCUGCCCGAGUCGCCGCGCUGGCUGGCGGCGCACGGACGCACCGAGCGGGCCGCCGCCGGCCUGCGCCAGAUCGCCGCCGUCAACGGGCGCGCGCUGCCGGCCGACGUGGCCGAGCGGCUGCGGCGGCUGUCGCUGGCGCCGCCGGCAGAAGACACCAGCCGUUGUCGGGAGGCGCUGCUGCUCUUCAGCUCGCGCCGCAUGUGCUGCCUCUCGCUGGCCACCAUCUGGCUCUGGGUGGUCAUGGCCGUCGUCUACUACGGCAUCUCGUUCGACUCGGCGCAGCUGGCCGACAACGCCUACCUGGCCAUGCUGCUCUCCGGUCUGGUGGAGGUGCCCUCGAUGGCCGCCGUGCCGCUCAUAGACAGGCUGGGCCGCCGGCCCGUCAUGGCCGCCACCUACCUGCUGACGGGCGCGGCCAUCUUGCCGGUGCCGGCCGUGCCCCCCGGCUGGCCGGUGCUGUUGCUCGGCAUGCUCGGCAAGCUGGCGAUCGGCGCCGGCUUCGGCGUCAUCUACGUCCACCUGGAGGAGUACAUGCCGACCGAGGUGCGCAACGCGGCGCUGGGCCUGUCCACGAUGGCCGAGUCGGUGGGCGGCGCGCUGAGUCCGCACGUGGCCUACGGCCUGGGCGGCUGGCACUGGGCGGCGCCCAGCGUGGUGUUCGGCGUGCUGGCCGUGUCGGCCGGCCUGGUGACGCUGCUCGUGCUGCCCGAGACGGCCGGCCGGCCGCUGCCCGAGACCGUCAGAGACGUCCAGAAAACACGGUGACAAAAUUACCAGGCACGCUGAUCUCGACUUUCGGGAGUCGUCGAUGAAAAGCGCAGCUGUACGUUACUUAUCAUGGAGAAAUUAGACAUCUGCGAGGGCAGUGCGUCAAUUGCCUGGGAUUGUUAAUGUUUUCUGAUUGCGAAAUAUACCUGAUUCUAGGCAA